AUGUCUUCGUCCUUAGUGCAGGAGCCUCUAGCAUCCGAGACUCUGGGAUCUGCCAGUACCCCCGUGAAUAAUAAUUCGAUAUCAACAGCAUCCUCAUCCUCAUCCUCAUCAGCCGCCAAGGUUCCUUCGGAGACCCCUUCGCCUCAAAGAAUAUCACUAAGUUCCCGAAAGUCUAGUGGGCUCAGAGACUCACUUUUAUCGUCAUUACAGCAACGGCCGUCGUCUAGAAGAGUGUCGCAGUCCAGCAAUAUCAACGCCAGUUUGACAAAUCUCAGAAUCUCCCAACAGUUGAACGAUGAUGAAACCUUGAAAGAACUCUCUAGAAGAACUUCAGAAAGAUCAUCGUUCCCAAUGAUCCCUUCUUUGAGAAACUCCUUGAGAAGCUCUAUUCACUCGAAUUUCAAAUCAAAGAAGAACUCAAUGUCCAAAGAUAUCAACUCGAUCAUGGAGAUUUAUGACUUGAUUUCCGUCAGAGAUUUUGGGUACCCUCCAUCCAAUCCGUUACACUAUGGAUUAUCCAAUUACGAAUUAUACCUUAAUAACCAAUCGUCUUCACAGUUGGACAAUUAUUAUAAUAACUACAACAAUCAAAGUUUCAACUACUUUGGUGGUGGUGGUGGCCAAGAUAUCGUUGUUGAUAAUGACGCGUCCGCCGCCACGACCGCCCCAGAAGAGUCUUCGGUACAAAGAGCCAUUGCAUUAUUUGACUUUCAAGCAGAGAACGAUAAUGAACUCGAACUUAGGGAAAGUCAGAUCAUUAACAUUUUGUAUAGACACGGACAAGGGUGGCUAGUUGGUGAAGAUCCAGAGACAAACAAUACUGGGUUGAUUCCUGAAGAAUAUGUCGAGCUAAUAUUUGAAGAAAAUGGGCAGUUAUUCACAGCUAGUCAGCUAAUACAGGCAGAAGAAGAAGAAGAAGAAGAAGAAGAAGAAGAAGAAGAAGAAGAAGAGGAAGAAGAAGAAGAGGAAAAGGAAGAGGAAGAGGAAGCGAAAAGACAAGUCGAGGACCAGGAAUAUCGUGAAGAUGAUCAGAUAAAUGAUGAGAAAGAUGUAAGUCCCACUAUGAAAAUUGAUGACGAUAUUGAUGAAGAAGUUUUUUAUAAUGCCCAUUCCCGGCUAGCUUCACCAGUGGAAUCUACAUAUCCCAAUCGCUCAAUUGAAGAAGUGAGUUACACAAAAGAAGGGACACUGAUCAGUGACAGUGAAGAUAAUGACCCAUUAAACCCGAGGACUACGCAAAUCUCUCGAUCCCCUUUAAGUAAUAUUAAUUACAACGAAUCAUUAAGUGGCAAUGAAUCAAAUUACACACUAAAUCAGAGAAACCCAAGUAUUUUUGAGUUUGAUCAUGUUAGUGAGCACGAACUCCAUAAAGAAGAAGAAGAAGAAGAAAAAAAAGAAAAGGAAGCAAAAAAAGAAAAAGAAGAAGAACAAGAACAAGAAGAAGAAGAAGAAGAAGAAGAAGAAGAAAAAGAAGAAAAAGAAGAAAAAGAAGAAGAAAAAGAAGAAGAAGAAGAAGAAGAAGAAGAAGAAGAGGAAAAUAAUAAUGAAAAGGAGCAAGAAAAAAACGAUGACAAUAAUGAAAAGAAGGAUAAAGACAACGACGAAAAAGAUGGGAACCAACCACAAGAAGGAAAAGGAGGAGAUGAUGAGGACAAAGAAGAAAUUAAUGGCCUAGAAAACCAAGGAGAAAUGAAUAAAGGAGAUAAUCAAGCCAAACCGAAUUCUGGAAAUAAACAUAAUGGAAAUCAAAAAUUUGACCAUAGCGAGAGCAAUGAUCGUAUUGGUGGAUCGCGAAGUUAUUAUAAAUUUCUAGAGAACAGUUCUACUACCCCUAACCCAAUGGAUAAAACCGGUGACUCAAGUAGUAGUGACAAGUUUUCCAAUGAACUCGAAUCAGAAACUUCCGAUCUUCAAAUCGAUAAUGCAGAAUUGAAACCUUUUUUACCAGAGAUUUUCAGGGUCAACUCACAGAAUUCGAACUCUUUAAGCAAUAAUGCCGAUUCUCCCUUAUCACUUUCCAAUUCUGUCAGUUAUCCCAGAUUUGUUCACAAAAGAAGCUUUUCCAAUAAUAUUAAUAGCAACCUUGGGAACCUUCGAAACUCUACUGGAUAUUCUAGUGGUUCAAAUAGUAUGAUCAAUGGCAAGUCUGGGAUCCACGGAUCGUCAUCAUUUAAUUCGAAUUUGAAUCUUAGUGUGACUUUCAAUGGCUCACCGAAAACUGCGAUAUUGACGGGGACUAGCCAUCAUACUAUGAAUGGCAAACGGAGUAAUAGUUUGUUGUUUGGCGGUGGGUUAAUCCAAAGUAAAUCUACCAACUCCAUUAAUCUCAAGAUGACCAAUGUUUCGUCGAUGAUGUCUAUACCAAGAUCCACAUCGUUGAACAAAGGAUUUGUGGGGAUGGGGGAUGAAUUUGACUUACGAUUUAAACCCCCCAAUUUAUUGUCUAAAGAUAAUUACUUCAUGAAUGGUGGUUUGAAUAAUACAAGCGUUUUCAUGAACCAAAAGCUCAGUCGUGAUCGAAGUGCCACCACCAGUGGGAACAACACUGACGAAGAUUUUUGGGUCGAUGAUGAAUUCCAAGAUUUUGAAAAAAGAUUUAAGUCGUCAAAUGGUGAUGGCGACAUACUGAUGAAACAAGAUGAGAAGGAAGAGGAAAUAGUAAUGAAAAAAGAAGAGCAUGUGCAGGAAGCGUCAUCCAUGUAUAUUCUGGACAUUGAGUACGAAGAUAACCAUAGUUUUUCCAAAGCUUCUGCGAUUACUCCUGUUACAUCUACUCCGGUCACAUCAACACCCAAUGAAGUUAGUACAGCCGGGUCUUUGAUAACUUCAAGACUCCCAAAAUCUUUAACCAUGAGAAGUAUCAGUGGACACCAUAAAUUGUUUACGAAUCACCAUUCUGAAAAUGAAAAAAAGAGUGGAUUUACAAGGGUUUUGAGUAGAAAGUUCAGUAAAAUAAGAUUGAAAACCAAUUGA
This is a messenger RNA of Saccharomycopsis crataegensis, 2973 nucleotides long. RefSeq names its product adaptor protein NBP2 (gene NBP2). The transcript has a single exon. The record is from RefSeq and is a predicted model, not a curated record. Gene Ontology annotation, molecular function: protein binding. NCBI's taxonomy places the organism in Eukaryota, Fungi, Ascomycota, Saccharomycetes, Ascoideales, Saccharomycopsidaceae. The coding region runs from base 1 to 2973 and encodes 990 amino acids.